AGGGUGAUGCACCAUCCACAUUGGCACGUGUACCAGAUUCAAAAAUGCACUUGUGCUACACAUAAACCGGGCCGGGUUGUUUAUUUUACAGCUAAUAAAAAGUUUUUUUUUAAACAAAUUUGCAGUAAAUUGCAAAUUGAAUCUAUUUCUUAUGGAAGAGAAAGUGUAGGGAUUAAUCAGUUCACGUGUCUCCCUCCAUUAUCUCCAGCAGGUUGUCUUCUAGUCUGGUCAAAAAGACAGGCUAAAUUAAUUAUAAAACAGAUAAUACAAGAAUAUGUCCAUUUGUGAUGAUAUCAGCGAAUUUUUGGAUUUGCUGAAGACGUUGAGAUUUGUUGAUGACAAACUGGUCAAUCGUCUCAAUACCACAAUACCCACAGAAUCGUUCUCUGCCAAAGUAGACGCUCAAGUCAAUUGCAAGGAUUUAUUCCUCCAGCUCGUCGCAAGUCACGCCAAUCGCAACCAAGCACUAGGACAAUGUUUAACUCUAUCCUCUGAGAAAUUACAAAACUUUAAAGAACAGAAAAAGUCAAAUCCAAAUGACCUUAAAAAUUUAAGGCUGCUUCGUACUGAACAAACAAAGUUCAGAGAACUUCAAACCCAGAUGAAUGUCGAAGAGGUUAUUCAGGAGAGAAGCUUAAGAAUUUAUCACGAACGAUGUCGGGCUUUCUACAAACCGGGAGACAAUUGACUAUAAAACACUCACUCAUGUAGCGAAACCUGGCAUUGUGUUCACCUUUGUGCAUGCAUUCAUAAGUGCUACGACCAUAUAGUGCCAGUCCAGAUUUUAUAAUAAUCUAAUUAAUAGUCGUGAUUCAUGAUCAUGUAGUACUGCUAGUUGUUACUAAUAAUAAAAUGAAAAGACUGUUCUUUUGACACUUCUCGUAAA
Molecule: messenger RNA, 886 nt
Organism: Folsomia candida
Lineage: Eukaryota; Metazoa; Arthropoda; Collembola; Entomobryomorpha; Isotomidae
Gene: Ccdc58
Product: coiled-coil domain-containing protein 58
Exons: 5
Coding region: 275-688 (137 amino acids)
Cellular component (GO): mitochondrial intermembrane space; mitochondrion
Source: RefSeq, a predicted model, not a curated record